Molecule: messenger RNA, 897 nt
Organism: Durusdinium trenchii
Lineage: Eukaryota; Dinophyceae; Suessiales; Symbiodiniaceae
Source: the annotation of a GenBank genome assembly
AUGACUUUACAAGCCUUGCAUUCCAGCAAGCUUUGGGUCCCUCCCAGUCCCAGUCCCUUGGGCCACAUCCGGCUGAGUCUUUGCCUUGUGGCCCUGCUCCAGAGCAACCACCAUCACUUCCUGGCGACGUAUGCGCUCCGUUGUGCAUCUUUCACCCCGGUGAACCGUGGGACAUCGGGUCGGUCGGCGUGUUCAUCUCUGGGAUAUGAAGAGCAUCAAUCUGUUGUUGUAUCCAAUAUGCUUGCAGUAAGGACCGUUCUGCUGUGCCUGGUGACCACAGCCCUGGGAGGGCGCUGGUGGAUCGAACAACCCGGUGGAAGUUGCAUGAGGUUCUUUCCGCCGUUUAGACAACUCCUGACGAAUCUCUACAAUGCAGUAGGAGGCACUGCAGUCACUCGAUGCACGUGGCAUAUGUGGCAUUAUGGGGCAAGUACCCCAAAGCCACAUUACUGCUACUCCAACUCGGAGGCUGCGGAGAAGCUGCACAAGGGGAAGUUGUCAGGGUAUAAGCGGCAAAGGGAACAAGAGGGCCGUCCCAGGGUUGAAACAUGCGAAGUCUAUGUCGACAAGAAAGGCAAGACAUGCUUCAAAGGAACACCAGCCCUUACUCUCACGGAGCAGUACCCAAUUCCUUUUGGAAGGAAGAUGGUGGAUCUAUACUCUGAGUUCACUGGCACAGCCCGGGGUUGGGUCCAACCGCCUGAUCCAGUGCCCAGUGCCAUGGAGUCCUUCGAGAAAAUGACGGAGGAUGGUGGCUUCAGCCUCGAGAUGGCUGGCUUAGGGGAGGUGUACUUGUACCUCCGUAAAGGGAGGCACCUCAAAAUCCCGAACCAUUGGAGAAAGCAUUUGCCGAAAGAUGGCAAAUUUGGAACCGGUGGGGACCUGAAAUCCGACUGA